Messenger RNA from Triticum dicoccoides, 1395 nucleotides. Its product is annotated as protein FAR1-RELATED SEQUENCE 5-like. The annotation marks the transcript as partial. The record is from RefSeq and is a predicted model, not a curated record. The transcript has 4 exons. NCBI's taxonomy places the organism in Eukaryota, Viridiplantae, Streptophyta, Magnoliopsida, Poales, Poaceae. Gene Ontology annotation, molecular function: zinc ion binding. Gene Ontology annotation, biological process: regulation of DNA-templated transcription.
UGUUGUGACUUUUGAUACAACAUAUAAGAGCAACCUAUACGAGAUGCCUGUAGGCAUGUUCAUCGGCGUAAACAAUCAUUAUCAAUGUUGUGUUUUUGGCUGUGUUGUGCUUCGUGAAGAAACUGUAGAAUCUUUCGAGUGGGCAUACGAAACUUUCUUAUCUUCAGUGGACAACAAAGUACCCAAGACGUUCUUGACAGACCAAAGCAGGCAGAUGGAGCUUGCAAUUGCUUCAGUCAUGCCAACCACUAUCCACAGAUGGUGCAAAUGGCACGUUUUCAAAAAGAUGAAGGAAAAAGUGGGCAACGUAUACAGAAAGGGUUCUGCAUUCCGCAUAGAGUUUGACAUGCUCAUCAAUGAGAUGAUGACCGUGGAUGAGUUUGAAAAAGAGUGGGAUGUAUUAAUGUAUACAUAUGGUCUCGACAGAAACUCAUUCAUGAAGCAAGUUUAUGAGGUUAGGGUAAAGUGGGCGAAACCAUACCUGAAGGACAACUUCUGCGCAAAGAUGUGCAGCACUCAAAGAAGCGAGUGCAUGAACAAUGUUUUAAAAAGCUAUGUCGCAAGAUCAGCACCUCUCAACAGUUUCGUCAUCCAAUUCAAUAAAAUGUAUGCCGACAGAUGUGCCGAAGAGGACUACGAGCAUGCCCAUACAAACAAGGACAAGGCAGUUAUCAAAUUCAAUAUUCCAAUAGAACGCCAUGCAUCGAAUGUCUACACAAGAACCAUGUUUAGGAUCUUCUCAGAGGAGCUGUAUCAAUCUGGCCCGUACGAAGUUAUAGGACAACAGCUCGACGGAAAGAUGAUAGUUGAGCAUGUGAACGCUGAAAUCAGGAAACGCUGGUGCAAAGUCACAUAUGAAGUAGACGUAGACAGAGAGAGUGACACAUACACAUGUGAGUGUGGCAUGUUUCAACAUUCAGGAAUACUGUGCAGACACAUUCUCAAGGUGAUGCUUCACGUCAAGCUUCAAGUAAUCCCGGACAAAUACAUAAUGAAGAGGUGGACAAGGGAUGCCCGCGACAUGCUACCAGAACAUCUCAAGUGCUACCAGAAUGAUGCAAGUGUUCAAGUCUCCAAGACAUUCAGGCACAACAUCGUUUACGUAAAAGCUCUUGAGUUAGUUAAGUUGGCGAACACAUCAGUCCCCACAUUCCAGUACGCAAUCCAAAAGUUUCACGAAAUGCAAGAAGAGCUCAACAAAAUGAUUGCUACUGAGGCGUUAUCAGAUCCCCAAAAUCAGAACAAGAGCUGCGGAGGUUCAACGCAAAAUGGAGGGAGCUCAGAGAAACCUGAUGCCACAAAUGGCAUAGCACAUCCUGAUCAAGCAGGAGGGCAUAGUGAUCAAGACUUUUCUGAGGACGUGCUACCACCCGAAAGGAAAAGAUCCAAGGGCAG